This is a messenger RNA of Cladocopium goreaui, 1170 nucleotides long. NCBI's taxonomy places the organism in Eukaryota, Dinophyceae, Suessiales, Symbiodiniaceae. The record is from the annotation of a GenBank genome assembly.
AUGCUUCCGCUCUAUAACAUCUCGGUGAAGAACACCUUCCUGGAGUUCAUGCCAGUGGAACUGUGCAACCCACAGUUUCGCAAAACCUCGUCUUGCCCUUGUUUGUCAUUCGUCGACGAUGCUCCCAAGAGUGAGACUGAGGGAAAGACAGUCAGCUCCGAGUAUCUGCCAGAUGUUGCAAGCUCCUUGUCAACUGACAGCGAUGUUCCGACAGAGAAACAUGUGGAAGGCAAGCUCAACAAGCUUGAGGCAGCUUUUGAGAAAGAAAAGAACAGUGAGGCACCUGGAGACUACGGGCGCUCGCGUGCCAGCAAGAACAGUAGCUCCAAAGCUACUCUUACGAGGCAGAUGAGGCUCAACAAUGAGUUGGUGACGGCGAAUCUGUGCACCAAACCUGACAUUUUCAAGUUGGUUGCCAAACAGCUUCCUGGAAUGAAUGCUAUCAACUUAUCAACAGCAAUGCAUCGCAUUGCUCGACUUGGUGGGCCUCGUGAUGAAGAUGACACGCUGGUCCUGAACGCCUUGCUGGAUGCGAUUCGGAAGCAAACUUGGCGUGAGAUCGCAGCAAACGAUGGUUCAAUGCCAGCCAAGUGCGCCACGAUCAUUGCGUGGUCCAGUGCAUCUUUGCAGGUGUUCCCACAGGACUUGUUGGCAGCGCUCAUUCAAGUGGUGGCACGGGGACUGAAGACUUGCAAUGACUUUGAAGUCACCAAUGCCUUGUGGGCAUGUGCCCAGUGUGUCAAGCACCUUCAGCACCUUCCUUCCACUUCCACCGACCGGGCCAGCCUUGACGGCCUUGACUCGACCGCAAAUCAGCACUGUCCUUCUCGACGAUGCCCAGUGCAAUUUAUACAGACGCUUCGCGCACUCAUUUACGCGGUCGAGGUCUAUUUUCAGGGUCGACUUCAUGAGGUCAAAGUGCAGGUUCUGAUGUCGGCACUUGUCUCAAUCGCCACAUUGUCUUCAGUUGAACAUGUCGCCCUCGCUACUCUCUUUAAGAGCAUUUGCGACGCGUUGGCAGCGAAGAGCAGGGAGUUGUCAUUCAACAACAAGACCCAGAUAGGAGUUGCUGGCCACAUCAUGAGCAAAUACAACAAGCGAGUGGUGCGGGACGCACACAAAUCCUUUUCUGAGCAGUGCCCGCAAUUAGCGCGCGCACUUCAGUGGUAA